Lycium barbarum (goji berry) is the source of this 591-nucleotide messenger RNA. RefSeq lists its product as uncharacterized. The coding region runs from base 1 to 591 and encodes 196 amino acids. The transcript has a single exon. NCBI's taxonomy places the organism in Eukaryota, Viridiplantae, Streptophyta, Magnoliopsida, Solanales, Solanaceae. The record is from RefSeq and is a predicted model, not a curated record.
AUGGAGGCUUGGAAUAGGUUGCGUGAUAUAUUCCAAGAUAACAAACACUCCCGUGCCGUCACACUUGAGUAUGAUUUCGCUCACACACAAAUAGAGAAUUUCCCAAAUGUCUCUGCUUACUGUCAACAUCUCAAGUUGUUGUCGGAUUUACUUAAGAGCGUCGGCUCUCCGGUGGACAAUAGUCGGCUGGUUCUCCAAUUGGUUUCGGGCCUUACCGAGUCAUACAAGAGGGUGGCCACACUAAUUCGUCAAAGUGACCCUUUGCCUCAAUUUUAUCAAGCCCGAUCAAUGCUCGUUCUUGAAGAAGCGGGACUGAAGAAGGCGACUCAGACCACCUAUUCUGCCAUGGUGGCCCGGGACUUGGAUGAUUCUCAAAAGAAUGUUGAUCAACAUUCAACCCACCGUAAUAAUAAUGGUGGGAAACGGCAACAACACCGAAGUAAUUCUGGGAAGAAUCGUUCCUCAUCCGGUGGUCGUGGCGGCGGUAAAGGGAGUUCUGGUGGUAGGUCCGGUGGUGGGGGCAAAGGCAGCGACACCAGCAGGUGGAACGGUGGCCAGCAGCAAGCCCCAAAUCAGUGGCUGUCACAGUAG